Messenger RNA from Chaetomium globosum CBS 148.51, 678 nucleotides. RefSeq lists its product as uncharacterized. The record is from RefSeq and is a predicted model, not a curated record. Lineage: Eukaryota; Fungi; Ascomycota; Sordariomycetes; Sordariales; Chaetomiaceae. The transcript has 3 exons. The coding region runs from base 1 to 678 and encodes 225 amino acids.
AUGACUGCCGUCGUCGCACCAAGGGCCGCACCGCUUUUCCCCGAGCGCCUCCGAGACGCCGAUUCGUCAAUGUCGCCGGCGUUGAGAAGCCACCGGCCUAUGAUCAGUGGCUCGCACAGCCCCAUAUUCGGAAAACGGCCAAGAGGACGACCCUCCCCGCGUUGCGAAAUCUGGUUCACCCUGACCCUCAAAAACGACGCACGCAUCCUAACUUAUACCUCGGCCCUGCACGACCAGCUGGUGGCCGACCUCACCGCCUUCAUUCCCGGGCAGGACUUUAUCACAAAGUGCAUGUUCCAGCACUUGCCCACCAUCGCCAUCCAGAACAGCGUGGCAGCGGGCGGGAACGUCAUGGGCGUCAAACGGCAACAACACAACGGCAUCCUGUUCCACGCCAUCGCCAUGGUUAUGACCAACGAGCAGGAGACUUUUGUUUACCACAAGGUCAAGAUGUGGGUGGAUUCUGUGGCGGAGUUUGCGCGCGGGAUCGAGGGAGGCUUGCUGGAGUGGCGCUACCUCAACUACGCCAACAAGAUACAGGACCCAAGGGCGACGUAUGGAGAGGAGAAUAUCAAGGGGAUGCAGGGCGUUGCGGCCAAGUAUGACCCCGACCAGGUCUUUCAGAGAUUGUGCCCGGGAGGAUUCAAGGUUUCGGCGAUUGGGACUCCAAGCAAGUAA